AUGAACCGCAAGAGCAACGACACGCAGCCGGUGAAGCUCACCGGCGCCGAGAUCGCCAAGCACAACUCCCGCGAGAGCUGCUGGGUCAUUGUCCACGGCCGCGCAUACGAUGUCACCGAAUUCCUGCCCGAGCACCCCGGUGGCCCCAAGAUCAUCCUCAAGUACGCCGGCAAGGAUGCUACCGAGGAAUACGAGCCCAUCCACCCGCCCGACACCCUCGACAAGUACCUCGACAAGUCAAAGCACCUGGGCGAGGUUGACAUGAACACGGUCGAGCAGGAGGAGAAGACCGAGGACCCCGACGAGCAGGCGCGUCAGGAGAGACUCGCGAGAAAGCCCAUCCUGGAGCAAUGCUACAACCUAAUGGACUUCGAGGCGGUGGCGAGGAAUGUUAUGAAGAAGACGGCAUGGGCAUAUUACUCGAGUGGUGCAGACGACGAGAUUACUAUGCGGGAGAACCAUUCCGCCUUCCACAAAAUCUGGUUCCGCCCCCGGAUCCUCGUUGACGUGGAGAAGGUCGACUACUCGACAACGAUGCUUGGCACCAAAGUUGAUAUUCCUCUCUACGUCACUGCCACUGCUCUCGGCAAGCUUGGCCACCCUGAGGGUGAGGUCGUCCUCACACGUGGUGCGAAGAAGCACAACGUCAUUCAGAUGAUCCCUACUCUUGCAUCUUGCUCUUUUGACGAGAUUGUCGACGCAAAGGAGGAUGAUCAGGUGCAAUGGCUCCAGCUCUACGUCAACAAGAACCGCGAAAUCACCAAGGGAAUCGUGGAGCACGCCGAAAAGCGCGGCUGCAAGGGCCUCUUCAUUACUGUUGACGCACCUCAGCUGGGCCGCCGCGAAAAGGACAUGCGCAGCAAAUUCGACGACGUCGGCUCCAACGUCCAGAGCAGCUCUAGCGAGAGUGUAGACCGCUCUCAAGGCGCUGCACGUGCCAUCUCAUCUUUCAUUGAUCCCUCGCUCAGCUGGAAAGACAUCCCCUGGUUCCAGUCCAUCACCAAGAUGCCAAUCAUCCUCAAGGGCGUGCAAUGUGUCGAAGACGUCCUAAAGGCCGUCGAGGCUGGCGUUCAGGGCGUUGUCCUAUCCAACCACGGUGGUCGUCAGCUCGAUUUCGCCCGCUCCGGCGUUGAGGUUCUCGCAGAGGUCAUGCCGAUCCUGCGCGAGCGGGGAUGGGAGAACAAGAUCGAAGUCUACAUUGACGGAGGUGUCCGACGUGCAACCGACAUCAUUAAGGCGCUCUGCCUAGGUGCCAAGGGUGUCGGCAUUGGCCGCCCGUUCCUGUACGCCAUGUCUGCCUAUGGUUUGCCUGGCGUGGACCGGGCCUUGCAGCUACUCAAGGACGAGAUGGAGAUGAACAUGCGUCUCAUCGGUUGCUCCAGCAUCGACCAACUCAAUCCGAGCUUGAUCGACACUAGGGGUCUCAGCUUGCACAGUGCAGGUGUUCCUUCGGACACGCUGGGCUUGAACGUGUACGACCCAUUGAUUGGGCCUAAAGAGAGCGCGAUCAAGGAGAAGGCGAAGUUGUAA
Messenger RNA from Diplodia corticola, 1530 nucleotides. RefSeq names its product l-lactate dehydrogenase. Bases 1 to 1530 code for a protein of 509 amino acids. Gene Ontology annotation, molecular function: L-lactate dehydrogenase (cytochrome) activity; heme binding. Gene Ontology annotation, biological process: lactate metabolic process. The transcript has 3 exons. NCBI's taxonomy places the organism in Eukaryota, Fungi, Ascomycota, Dothideomycetes, Botryosphaeriales, Botryosphaeriaceae. The record is from RefSeq and is a predicted model, not a curated record.